UUUUCAGGAUGCCCGACAUAAUGUCGGCUGGCCCUCUAGCGGCAGCCGUCUGUUACUACGGCGCUGUACUGGGUACAGCAGAAUUGUCAAGGAGAAUACUAGAUAAAACUAUGUCAAAGAAAACUUCAUUUCAUCGCUUUCUUAUAGAACUUAUUGGGACAGCACAAAUAUGCACGUGCGUCUUUGAAAAUGCCCUGAUUGUACAACAUUACGGAGUAUCGUCAUAUUUUAUCGCCACUACGAUACUUGGAUUUUUCUAUAGUUCAACGGGUCGUGGCAGCUACAAUACACCACUUACUCCUAUUGAAAUGUUAUAUUAUCGAGAAAUUAGGCUUUCACGAUUUCUUCUCUACCUAUUAGCAGAGAUAAUGGGCGGAGCUAUGGCUUGGCACAUAGCCAGAACGUUAUGGUUCCACUCGUUACAGUAUUCUCAAGCACAUAUGGAAAUGUUUGUAAAUAGUCAAAAUAUGUGCUCUAUAGUACAUCAGAGAGAUUUUCUCAUCGUACUAGCCUAUGAAAUUGGUGGUUGUUUUGCUAUGCGAUCUGUUAUAUCUCGAUUACCAGCGGACACUCAGAAAUAUCUGGCACCAGCAUUUACAGCCAGUUUAUUUUCCUUUGCAAUACUCUUUAUCGGCGACUCGGGACUGGAUCCGAUUGUCGCUUCAUCAUUAUUUUUUGGAUGUAAUGGUCUUAGUGCUCAAUGGUUUAUUCUCUUAUACUGGGUUUGCCCCGUUGUUGGUUGGAUGUUAGGCGCAUAUAUCGAUCGAAGGCCUCCUAAAUCACCGAAAAAACUUAAGAGAGCCGCUAAAAAGAAGUCAGAAUAAACAAAUAUUAUAGAAAAGCUUAUUCUCUGGGUUUCUUUCUCUAUAUGCAUGAAAUUCUGACAAUUUUACAAGCUCUGAGUCCAUAUGUAUUCAUUACACGAAUGAUUUGCUUUUUGCCAAUUUUCUGGUUGUGAUAUUUCUGUAAGUCUAUCCUUUUGCUGCCAGUUUUGUUUCAAAGUUUCGAAUUUUUCACUUUAUUCUUUUUUGUGAUACUUUAUGGUGCCUUUUUCUUUUGCAAUUUGCACUAGCACUUCACGUUAUGGAGAUUUUACAGCACAUUGUUGUGUCUUUAUUUCAUGUUUACAUUUGGAAGUUUCUUGCCAUUUCUAGCCGGAAUUGUUUAUGUUUUGCCUCUAUGUCUUUUCGAAAUGAUAGAACGGUUUUUCCGCAAGCUCCGCCUCCGCGGAAGUGACCCUGUCGCAUAUGUUAAUGAAUGCCGCUGGAAGACCAGUUGUCCGGGUAGGCGGCGUCUGGUGACCAUAUGCGCUCUUCUAUAUGGA
This is a messenger RNA of Cylicocyclus nassatus, 1324 nucleotides long. The record is from the annotation of a GenBank genome assembly. Lineage: Eukaryota; Metazoa; Nematoda; Chromadorea; Rhabditida; Strongylidae.